UGCGGCAGCCAUAUUGGAUGGGUCGAUUCUCAGGCAGACAUACUUGAGCAUUGUUAACUUUCUCAGCGACGGCUUCUUGUGUACGUAUUACAUGUGGCGGAAAUGGCUAGCAAAGGUUUGCUUGACUACAGACAGUCAUUGGAUGUUGUUUCUAGAAGGAGAUACGAUGAAAAAUGUGCGUUGAUUGACAAAAUAGAGCCAUAUCAACUUGACAAGACGAAAUGGAGCAAAGACAUUAAUCUUUGGGCAGGUGUGACGUGCGCAGACAUUUUUAUGUAUUUAGUGAACUUCACGAGUGCUUACACUGUAGAAGAGCUGAAAUGCUACAAAGGAUUGGAUGCAUACAAUCAAUUCAUCAGCGGCUGGGUACGAGAUGUAGCUGUGUAUAAAAUCAACGAUCUUUGCCUGCACACUGCACGAGUGAUGCAUUCUCAAAGAUUAAGCGACACACCACUGACACCGUGGAUUAUCAUCCAAACAGAUGGAAAGGUCCUUGCAGCACAUUGUAACUGCAUGGCGGGAUUAGGAGAGUCAUGUACCCAUGUUGCAGCACUUCUCUACAGCAUUGAGGCCACCGUCAUAGUGCGAAAUUCAAAGACAGUCACCCAGGAGAAAGCGUACUGGCUUCCAGCAAGUGUAAAAGGGGUAAAUUACAGCACUCUUAAAGAUAUUGACUUCACAUCUGCCAAGACUUUUUAUAGAAAGCCCUUGAUUGUCAACUUGCUGGAACACCAGUAACUCCACGUACACAGCAAGAGCUUAGAGUUGCUAGCCCUCCAUCUGAGGAAGAACUGUCAUUGUUUUUUCAAGGACUUAGUGCAACCGCGGCAAGAUCAGCCAUUCUGAGUGUAAAAGUGCCAUUUCAAAAGGACUUUAUUCCAACUCCUGUAAGUGCUAAUUUUCCCAUGAUACUGUCUGGAUUAUUUGACAAGGAACUUUUAAGUGCUAGUUUCAGUGAAAUCAUGAAGAAAUGUGAAAAGCAUCAGAUUGCGGUUUCUGAGCAAGAGGCAGCUACUGUGGAAAGUGCUACAAAAGAACAAUGCAAUUCUAAGCUCUGGCAUAGAUUCAGGAGUGGUAGAGUGACAGCAUCAAAAAUGUUUUCAGUGUGUCACAGUAACCCAGCAGCACCAUCUCGGAGCCUAGUCACGUCCAUUUGCUAUUCAGCCGAGACAACAUUU
This is a messenger RNA of Mizuhopecten yessoensis (Yesso scallop), 1178 nucleotides long. RefSeq lists its product as uncharacterized. Gene Ontology annotation, molecular function: zinc ion binding. The coding region runs from base 103 to 738 and encodes 211 amino acids. The record is from RefSeq and is a predicted model, not a curated record. NCBI's taxonomy places the organism in Eukaryota, Metazoa, Mollusca, Bivalvia, Pectinida, Pectinidae. The transcript is spliced from 2 exons.